Scatophagus argus is the source of this 1094-nucleotide messenger RNA. RefSeq names its product transmembrane protein 106C (gene tmem106c). The transcript has 8 exons. The record is from RefSeq and is a predicted model, not a curated record. Bases 191 to 1057 code for a protein of 288 amino acids. NCBI's taxonomy places the organism in Eukaryota, Metazoa, Chordata, Actinopteri, Scatophagidae.
UCGAAUGUACGCAUGACACGCGAACCCCCCACAACAUGGACGUAAACUUUGAUGUGACACAACAAGGCAGGGAGUAUGAGCUGGUGUAAAUGCGACUUUUGGAUGGCAGGGAUGACUUAUUCUGUCUAAAGCUGAAAUCCCGCUCCUUUCCAUCCACCUGUAGACGGACUACACGACGAGUUGAUCCGCCAUGGGGACGCAGUGGUCCCGUGGCGGCGGCAGCAGCCUGUCACUCAUCCCGGAGAGACAUGGCUCUGGGCGGCAGGGAGAGGACAGAGAUUCUGAUAAUGAGUCACUGGAUGGGCUCGGCAGACGGGAGGACAUAGCCCAGUUCCCAUACGUGGAGUUCACCGGCAGGGACAGCAUUACGUGUCCAACAUGCCAAGGCACUGGACGGAUACCCUCAGAUCAAGUGAAUGAACUGGUUGCACUGAUCCCAUACAGCGACCAGAGGCUGCAGCCCCAAAGAACGAAGCUCUAUGUGGUCCUGUCAGUUGUCGUGUGUCUCCUGGCUUCUUCGCUCGCGGCCUUCUUCCUCUUCCCUCGCUCUGUGGUUGUGGUGGAUGAUGGGAUACACUCUGUGAGGGUGCGUUUCGACCACUCCAACAUGAGGGUCUUAAUGAACAUGACGAGCACUCUGAACCUCACCAACCCAAACUUCUUCUCGGUGCUGGUGCAGAGCGUGAGCUGCCAGGUCCUCUACAUGAAGACGGUGAUCGGGACUCAGCAGCUGGACUAUUCCACCAACAUCCUGCCGCUCAGUCAGAGUCAGGUCAACUACACGGUCAGCGUGGAGAUUGGUAGCAGUGCACCCUACGUCUAUGCCUUCUGUACCAUGCCCAGCAUUAAGGUCCACAACAUUGUUGUAUAUAUGCAAACCUCGGUGAAAACCUCAUACAUGGUGCGAACCUCCCAGAACAGCCUGGAGGCCUAUCGCUACAUAGACUGUGGUUCCAACAGCACAUACCACCGGACAGCCAUGCAGCAGCAGCAGCAGCAGCACGUCUCCUCUGCCCACUCACCAGCAGCCACAUCACUCAGCUCCCCUCUGCUGUGAGUGGGAAGAGAUUGGGGGGGGGGGGGAAGGAGGGGGG